This is a messenger RNA of Ceratosolen solmsi marchali, 2243 nucleotides long. RefSeq names its product SWI/SNF-related matrix-associated actin-dependent regulator of chromatin subfamily A-like protein 1 (gene Marcal1). Gene Ontology annotation, cellular component: nuclear replication fork. Lineage: Eukaryota; Metazoa; Arthropoda; Insecta; Hymenoptera; Agaonidae. Bases 23 to 2152 code for a protein of 709 amino acids. Gene Ontology annotation, molecular function: ATP binding. The record is from RefSeq and is a predicted model, not a curated record. Gene Ontology annotation, biological process: replication fork processing; DNA repair. The transcript has 12 exons.
ACAUCUGUAAUUUUUAUCAGAUAUGUAUUCUAAAGAAGAUAUUGAAAAAAAACGUCAGCAGGCUUUGCAGCGUAAGAACCAAAGAGUAUUAUCUUAUAAUAAUGUAAAUACCGAAAGUAUAGGUACAUCAAGAAAUGUUUCAAGUAAUCAAUUAAUACAAAAUAAUACAGCAAAUUCAAUUACCAAGAUUUCAAAUAAUUAUAAAAUUAAAGGUUUAAUGCCAAAUUCAAAUAAAUUACCUGUUUAUAGAAAUUAUGAAGGUAAGAGUCGGAGUACAAUUAAAUUACAAUCAACGAAAAAUCGUUUCAAUCCAGUAGCAAACACUAGUAAAUUCUAUAAUAUUAUGCCUAAGUUGGAAGUUUGUUGUUCCAUGAUUAGUAAUACCAGAUUUACCGUCGAUAUGAAAGUAUUUAAUACAGAUUUAAUAGAUUUGUUUAAGACUAUUCCAAGUAAACUAUACAAUUUUACAAACAAAACAUGGAAUUUUCAUAUUUCCGAUUAUGACAUACUUAGAGAAAAAGUAAUUGGUUUAAAAUCUGAUAUUGCAUUUAUAGGCUUGCCAAGCUUCCUAGUGAAAACUUUUCAAAAUUUAUUAUUACAAGAAAAAGAGCCUAAAAAAAUUGUGGACUUAUCCGAUGUUGACGCAACUUUAUUGAAUUCGUUGUAUCCGUUUCAAAAACAAGGAAUAGAGUACGGGAUAUCAAUGAAUGGAAGAUGUCUUAUAGCAGAUGAUAUGGGACUUGGUAAAACAAGACAAGCUUUAGGAAUUGCUGCUUAUUAUAGAAAAUAUUGGCCUCUAUUAAUAGUUACUCCAUCUUCUUUAAAAUAUCAGUGGGUAGAAGAUAUAAUUCAAAAUUUACCAUCGGUGCCUAUUUAUUCUAUACAGCAUAUAAUUACCACCAAAGAUAAUAUUGAUAAAAGUCAAAUUAUAAUUGUAUCAUAUGAUUUACUCAUAAAAAAAAUUGAUAUGUUUGCUGCACGAAAAUAUGGUGUUAUUAUUUGUGAUGAGUCGCACUAUUUAAAAAGUGGUAAAACGCAAAGAACAAAAGCAAUACAACGUUUAGCUAAUUCCCGGCAUUUAAUUUUAUUGACUGGUACUCCAGCAUUAUCUCGACCAAUAGAGUUAUAUUCGCAAAUAAAACUAUUGAUACCAGGUUUCAUGAGUUACCAAGAGUUUGGAAUAAGGUAUUGUGGAGGUGUAAAAAGAACAUUUGGUUGGGAUUUUUUAGGCUCGACAAAUUCUAAAGAGUUGGAAAUAUUACUCAAAGCUUGUUGUUUAAUUCGAAGACUUAAAAGUGAAGUUAUGCUUGAAUUGCCAUCAAAAAUUAGAGAAAAUGUUGUACUUGAUCCACAGUUAAUAAAAUACGGAACAGAAGAAAUGAAAACCGCUUCUAAAAAUUUGGAACGCAGUUUGGAUAGUCUUCAAAAAAAAAAUGCUCUUUUACAGUAUUACGCUGCAACGAGUAAAGUUAAGGAGAAAGCUGUUUGUAAUUAUGUUACUGAUUUAAUUGAAAACCAAGAAAAAUUUCUCAUUUUCGCUCAUCAUCAAAAUAUGCUAGAUGCCAUUUCUAAUCUGUUAACGUCAAAAAAAAUUCUAUUUAUACGCAUCGAUGGAAAGACUAACUCUAAUCAAAGAAAAUUUUAUGUGGAUAUGUUUCAAGAAGAUGAUAAAAUAUUGGUAGCAGUUUUAUCAAUAUUAGCUGCUAAUGCGGGAAUAACAAUGACAGCAGCGAGGCUUGUUAUUUUUGCUGAAUUAUCAUGGAAUCCUGGAAUUCUAGCUCAAGCGGAAGAUAGAGUGCAUCGAAUUGGUCAAACUAGCAAUGUUGUAAUUCGUUAUUUACUUGCAAAAUCUACAGCUGACGAUCACAUGUGGCCAGCAAUUCAGAAAAAAAUUAAUGUAUUGAACGAUGUUGGAUUAGAUCAAAAUUUUGAUUUACAUGAAGUAGACACAUCAAGUCAAUCCUCGGUUCUUUUAAAUCAAGAGAAGUUAGAUAAAUACAUUAAAGUAUCCUCAAAUACUACAUCGAUAAAUUCAUCGAGUCUCGAUGAAACGGGAAACGCUACUCUACAUGUAAGUUUUGAAAGCAUGAGAGACCUUUUGGACAUAGAUGAUGAUGCAUUCAAUGACGUUAAUUUAACUGAUAUUACCUAAAUGAGAUAAAACGUAUUUUAAUAAUUAUUUAUUUUCUGAAUUUGUAAAUUAUAAUUAUUCACUGAUAGACAAAAAUGGCAUGGCAAUUUUU